This is a messenger RNA of Pocillopora verrucosa, 3879 nucleotides long. RefSeq names its product lysosomal acid lipase/cholesteryl ester hydrolase. Gene Ontology annotation, molecular function: hydrolase activity, acting on ester bonds. Lineage: Eukaryota; Metazoa; Cnidaria; Anthozoa; Scleractinia; Pocilloporidae. The record is from RefSeq and is a predicted model, not a curated record.
UACACCGCAAACAUUUGAUUUUGACUCAGAGUUCAUGAAAAGCGAAAGGUAGUCGAUGUAACGAGGCCUGUUAACGUUUCAGACAACGUCAAGAAUAAAUGUGAUAUAGAUAUCUUAAACUCACGAAAGAGAAACAGAAAAACUUUAUUUGAUUUGUCUGGCCGAGGAUCCUGGGUCUAGAUCAAUUGUUCCUGUACUAUUGAAGCAAGCCUGCACUUUAAGAGCAUUUUGGAGAAAGUUUUCUUCCGAUCUGAACUACGAUGCAACUGAUUGAGAGGACAGUGUUUUGCUUUUUGGCUGCAUCUUUGUGGACAGGAAUUUCAGCCGUCGUCCCUCUUCCAGAAGAAAACAUGAACGUGACUCAAAUGAUAAUUUACAAUGGCUACCCUGCCGAAGAGUAUAACUUUACAACCCCUGACGGCUACAUCAUAACCAUUCAAAGAAUUCCCCACGGGAGACAGGAAACUUAUGCCUCUGAAGAUGCCAAACCGGUUAUUUUGGUGCAGCAUGGACUUCUGGAUGCUUCUUCCACUUGGAUAUCAAAUUUACCCAAUGAAAGCUUCGGUUUCAUACUUGCUGAUAAAGGAUUUGAUGUGUGGCUCGGAAAUGUCCGUGGUAAUACAUAUGGUAGACAUCAUGUCAAUCUUUCUGUGGAUUCUGAUGCUUUUUGGGAUUUUAGCUUUGAUGAAAUGGCCAAGUAUGAACUCCCCUCUGCAGUCAACUUCAUCCUCAACAAAACCGGGCAGACAACUCUGUAUUAUGCUGGUCAUUCACAAGGAAGCCUCAUGGCUUUUGCAGAGUUAUCAAGAAACCAUGAUUUGGCUAAGAAAAUAAAGGCUGUGUUUGCACUCGGACCUGUUGCUUAUUUAGGUCAUAUGAAGAGUCCUCUUAAACUUUUGGCUGAUUAUGUUCCAGAACUUGAGGAUCUUUUUAUGAUAUUUGGAGUCCGUGACUUUCUCCCUUCCAAUGAUUUUGUACACUGGAUGGCAACAAAUGUUUGUGAGCCACCUGAGCUGCGGCUGAUUUGUUCAAGUGUGAUCUUUCUCUUAUGUGGCUUUGAUGUACCACAGUUGAAUUUGACACGCCUUCCGGUUUAUGUGUCACACACUCCUGCUGGAACAUCUGUCAAGAAUUUAGUACAUUUCAACCAGCUGUACAAGUCUAGUAAAUUCCAAAUGUAUGACUAUGGCAGUCCAGAAAAGAACAAAGAACACUAUGGCACUGCCACUGUUCCUCAGUACAAUGCUUCUGCCAUCACUGUGCCAGUAGCACUCUACUAUGGAGGAAAUGAUUGGCUAGCAGAUCCCAGUGAUGUGAAAAUCUUGAUGCAGAAGCUUAAAAGCAAGUGGUAUGAUAAAUAUAUUGCACCAUGGCAGCAUUUAGACUUCACUUGGGGCCUGGAUGCCGCAUCUGUGGUAUAUGAUGACAUCAUCAAGAGAAUUAAUGAGAUUGAAUAUGGACUUUGACCUCUUUUUGUACCAAAAAUGUAAUUCAGAGUAACUUUUUUUAAAAAAAAAAGAAAAAAAUGAAGCUUUGUCACAUUUCAGCAAAUGAUUUAUGAUAACUCAUACUAGCUUUGCUUUCAAAAUUUUAAUUUGGUAUGUGAGUGAGUGAUUUAUUAAUAUUUUGGUUAAGUUCUUUUGGCUGGUUUCUUAUUUCUUCGUGAUAAAUGAAAAAAUUAAUAUUAGAUUUUUUGAAGCUUUAUAAGAAAGUUUCAUCACAUUAAAAAAGAUUUACAAAUUUGUAUUACUAAUCAUUUCUUUAUUAGGGGAAGUAUUGCAUAAUGUUGUAAAUCCAAAUCUCAUGAAAUGUCUUCAUUUAAACUUUGAAGUGUUCUACCACUAUAUGAUAAUUAUGUUCUAUAAUUAUGUAAUUUUUUUCAUGAACACAAAUUAGAGUGUGAAAACAAGGACAUAAUUGAGAAUUAAGUAUCUGAGUUUAGGGAAAAUAUUUUAGAAGUUGAGGUUGAAGAACUUACCUUCUAUUUCCUCAUUCUUCUCUAGUUACUGUAUUUAUAGAUCACUUCAGUUGCUUUUAUUUUUUAUAGAUAUUAUUCUUACAAUGCUCAAUAUGAAAAGGUUCUUAUUUUUUCAUAAAUAGAUCAUUAAAUCCUAAGUUAAGUUUUGCUUAAUGCUGUCAUGAGUUUCCUUAAUGUCUUUACUUUCACAAUGAAAAUAAUACAAAGGGGUGUUCCUUCAUUUCACUUUGGUCUUUCAAUAUGGAGGUAAAGUUAUCUUGACUGCUGUCUUGCUUCCUCACUUUUAAAGGCAUUGCUCUGUGAGGUUGAACAACUUGACUUAAAAGGUGAGAGCAAGCUUUUAAUAAUGAACAGGGAGAUUAUUCUCAAUUAACAACCUUGGACAGUUUUCAACCAGACCCAAUCAAGACAGCUUAACAACUUGGCUUGAUAGAGACUUCUCCACAAUCUAAACCCCACUUCAAGGCAAAAAAACAAGUUGUCAUUCAUCUUAUUUGGGGCAUGGAAUAAAAGGAAAAAAAAUUCAAGUUUCCCAUGAAGAACCAUGAAUAUUCAGAUUUCACCAUCCAUUACUCCAUCUCAUAUCACAGAGGUCAUGGGUUUAAAUCCAAAUGAAAUUUUUUCAGGCCUUAUUUCACCACUGCUCAAGUAGUGUUCAUUGCUGCAAAGAUUGCUUUCAUAUUCACAUCUUUAUCUGUAGUUCAAAUGUAUGACUUUCAUAUAUCUACAGUCGUUUGCUCUACCUCAUGUUGCUUGAUUGCUACAAAGGCUCACUGGUCAGCUGAUAAAUAUGCUACAUUAAAUUGUGACAAACAUAGGCUUACUGUUGAGGAUCACCUAACUUGUGGCUAAGCAAAUUAACAUAGUAGACUUGAUAAAUCAAGGUCUACAGUUCGUCUAGAAAAGAAACAGUUAUUCUGUAGGUCUAUGCCUUGGUAUUCAUUGUAUCUUUGUGUGAACCUCUCCAGCUACGAGCAAGAAUCGUAAAUCACAAUAAGAUGCAAAACACCCAGUAUACAGUAGCAAUCAUUAUAACAAGUAAUAUCCAAUCAUGGCACCAGUUUCUUAAACCCAGUAUGCAGUUGCAUUAUGAAAUAUUAAUACGUCUCUGCAUUGUAGGGUUGUGAUUGGUCUUUCUAAUUCUGUGCACAUUUAUGUCUCUGCAUGACAGGUGUGAGAUUGGUCUUUCUAUUUCUGUGCACAGUUAUGUCUCUGCAUGUUAGGUGUGAGAUUGGUCUUUCUAUUUCUGUGCACAUUUAGGUCUCUGCAUGAUACGUGUGAGAUUGGUCUUUCUAUUUCUGUGCACAAUUAUGUCUCUGCUUAGUAGGGUUGUGAUUGGUCUAUUUCUGUGCACUUAUUUUAAGUAGCCAUAAGCCCUUGCAGAGAUAACAAAAGAAACUCUAAAAUUCUGUUUGAGAGUUUAAGCAAGCUACCUGAACAGAUUAGCAAGUCCCAACUUCUCCAUUGCAAGCAAACUGACGUAUAUCUACACCCUCUUUAACCCCUAGGAGUAAGCAAUCAUGUAAUUGUCCUUAUAACAUCACCCCAAGUCACACAUUACAAUCAUGAGAUUAAAAUGAUCACCAACCAAAGAAUCUUUUGACUGAUAAACAAAUUCUUCUUGUCAGCUCCUUAAGAGAUGUAUAGAGAAAGGUAUGGAGAAUAUGCAUAUUGAUAUCAGGGUGUAACAGGUUGAAUAAUGAGGUGUGUUGUGUGAGUAGGAAAUAAAGAUACUUCUUGUGUCAAAAGGUAACAUUUUUAGGUCAAGUUAACAGUGCAAGAUUCAAGAACACAUUUUGAUACUUAAAGUUCUGAACUUAAAUAGGAUAAUAAACAAACAACACCAAAACUUUACAACUUAACAUUAAUUUUAUUAGAGGGGGGAAAAGACCAAAUUACAG